AUGGGCAACCGGCAACUCGGAAUUAUGAAAAAGAAAAGAUCCGUUGCUACGGAAUUAGUUCAACGUGCUUCAUCUAUAUUACCAGCAUUUACUGAUAUAUUUGAUGAAGAAACAUUUUAUAUAUUUUUUACUUGUCUUGUUAUAUUAUCAUUUAUAAUAGCAUUUAGUAUAGCUUGGUAUUUUGAUGUAACAAUUAAAGAUGCAGAUAAUUUAAAUGUAUCUAAACGACAAAAAUUUAAACGACACUAUUCAACUAAUCAACAAAAAUAA
Schistosoma spindalis is the source of this 270-nucleotide messenger RNA. The record is from the annotation of a GenBank genome assembly. Lineage: Eukaryota; Metazoa; Platyhelminthes; Trematoda; Strigeidida; Schistosomatidae.